Molecule: messenger RNA, 603 nt
Organism: Enterobius vermicularis (human pinworm)
Lineage: Eukaryota; Metazoa; Nematoda; Chromadorea; Rhabditida; Oxyuridae
Source: the annotation of a GenBank genome assembly
AUGUUCGGCAACCAUUUCUGUCUGCUGUCUGUGCUACUCUCAUGCUUCGUUGACUUUAUUCAUACAGCGGUUACUGGCCGUGUUACUUUGGAUUUAUUGAGUAAGAAUAACAGUGACGAAGGUACCACCAGUGCUCCAAACAGUGGAGAUCAACACAAUUCUAAUCUUUCUGCAGAAGAAGAGAAACUAGCCGGGAACCAAGCAAAAACAAAAUUUUUUUCUCGCCAAAUGUUAUUUGAAAACUCGACAGAUGGUAAAAAGACCAGGGACUUGCCAAAAAAGCCGUUGUUGAAUAGGCCUAUAGGUGGUGCACCAGCCGUAACUAAAAGUAGAACUGACAACCUUUUGGAGCGAUCGCUAGCAAGUUUAGGUGUUCAAGAAAUUGCCGGCCUAAGUAUUGGAACAUUUAGAGUGUUCCCAAUCAUCUCUGUUUAUGUUUGGGCACUGAAUCGAACACUUUGCAUGAAUUUAUGGAUCCAUUUUAAACCUAUCGGUAUCAAUGUUCCCGGUCCCGGGUGCUAUAUUUUCGUAAUAGAUGAGAAUGGUGAAGAUAUUUGGAUUAAAAUUAAAAAACCGCCAGCGGUACCAGCGCUAGCUUCUUAA